GAGCCUGCUGUUAAGGAAAAGGAAGAGCCUGAUGUUAAGGAAAAUGAAAAGCCUGCUGUUAAGGAAAAGGAAGAGCCUGAUGUUAAGGAAAAUGAAGAGCCUGAUGUAAAAGAAAAUGAAGAGCCUGAUGUCAAGGAAAAUGAAGAGCCUGCUGUUAAGGAAAAGGAAGAGCCUGAUGUUAAGGAAAAUGAAGAGCCUGAUGUUAAGGAAAAUGAAGAGCCUGAUGUUAAGGAAAAUGAAGAGCCUGAUGUCAAGGAAAAUGAAGAGCCUGAUGUCAAGGAAAAUGAAGAGCCUGAUGUCAAGGAAAAUGAAGAGCCUGCUGUUAAGGAAAAUGAAAAGCCUGCUGUUAAGGAAAAUGAAGAGCCUGAUGUUAAGGAAAAUGAAAAGCCUGAUGUUAAGGAAAAUGAAGAGCCUGAUGUAAAGGAAAAUGAAGAGCCUGAUGUAAAGGAAAAGGAAGAGUCUGAUGUCAAGGAAAAAGAAGAGCCGGAUGUAAAGGAAAAUGAAGAGCCUGCUGUUAUGGAAAAGGAAGAGCCUGCUGUUAAGGAAAAGGAAGAGCCUGAUGUCAAGGAAAAGGAAGAGCCUGAUGUUAAGGAAAAGGAAGAGCCUGAUGUUAAGGAAAAGGAAGAGCCUGAUGUCAAGGAAAAGGAAGAGCCUGAUGUCAAGGAAAAGGAAGAGCCAGAUGUAAAGGAAAAUGAAGAGCCUGAUGUUAAGGAAAAUGAAGAGCCUGAUGAAAAGGAAAUUGAAGAGCCUGAUGUUAAGGAAAAUGAAGAGCCUGACGUUAAGGAAAAUGAAGAGCCAGAUGUAAAGGAAAUUGAAGAGCCUGAUGUAAAGGAAAUUGAGGAGCCUGAUGUUAAGGAAAAUGAAGAGCCUGAUGUAAAGGAAAAUGAAGAGCCUGAUGUAGAGGAAAUUGAAGAGCCUGAUGUAAAGGAAAUUGAAGAGCCUGAUGUUAAGGAAAAUGAAGAGCCUGAUGUUAAGGAAAAUGAAGAGCCUGAUGUAAAGGAAAAUGAAGAGCCUGAUGUAAAGGAAAAUGAAGAGCCUGAUGUUAAGGAAAAUGAAGAGUCUGAUGUUAAGAAAAAUGAAGAGCCUGAUGUUAAGGAAAAUGAAAAGCCUGCUGUUAAGGAAAAUGAAAAGCCUGCUGUUAAGGAAAAGGAAGAGCCUGAUGUAAAAGAAAAUGAAGAGCCUGAUGUUAAGGAAAAUGAAGAGCCUGAUGUAAAAGAAAAUGAAGAGCCUGAUGUUAAGGAAAAUGAAGAGCCUGAUGUAAAAGAAAAUGAAGAGCCUGAUGUCAAGGAAAAUGAAGAGCCUGACGUCAAGGAAAUUGAAGAGCCUGACGUUAAGGAAAUUGAAGAGCCUGACGUUAAGGAAAAUGAAGAGCCUGAUGUUAAGAAAAAUGAAGAGCCUGAUGUUAAGGAAGAUAAAAGACACACUUUUGAGGAAAAUGAGUUAAAUGUCAAACAGGAUACUGGGGUUAGUGCUAAGGAAGUUAAAGACACUGACACCAAGCAAGUCCAAGAGGUCAUACCCAAGCAAGGCCAAGGUGUUGAACCCAGGCAAGGCCAAGGUAUUGAACCCAAGCAAGGCCAAGGUGUUGAACCCAGGCAAGGCCAAGGGUUUGGUCAAGUCAGAACCCAACAUGUUGCUCUUGAGGAAGACCCUAACCAAGUUGAAAUAAAGGUCAUGCAGAAUGAGACUGAUACUAAUAAAGACUCAAUGUUGCAAGGUACACUGCAACAACACUGCCAUUCCCAGUUUGCUAAGAUCGUUGAAGGCAAACAAGAGGACAAGUGUAAUGGUAAACCUAUUGUAGAAAUUGAUAGUAAACAGAGUGACAAAUAUGCACAUAAGAAGGCUCCUCAUAAGCAUGAUAAUAAACAGGAUGAACACUUCAAUGCAGAGCAAGAGAACAAGCAACAGCAUCAACCUAAGGAACUGGUAGGUGUGGAUCACAUGCCAGACCACAAUCAGUUUACUGACCACAAAAAUAGUGAAGCUAAAAGCACUUCUAUAGAUAUUCAACAGCAGAAUCAAGGUGGCCAUCAGUUCAAUAAACAAGUCAACAGUAUUCAACAAGUCCAGAAAAGUGGUGACCAUCAAGAUGAUGGUAGGGAAAGUAUUGGGCAUUGGAAUGAUAACCAAUUUAAUUACAUGUAUUUGCCGUCCUCUAUGUCAAGUGAGCAGCGAGGUGAAGACGAAGAAAUUAAUUGGCAACAGACCAGUAUGCAAGGUGCUGAACAGCAUAGUAGCAGUUUUCUUCCUCACUCUGAAAAUGGCAAGAUAAAUUCUAAUGGGAAAGCUCAACACCAGAGGUGUAUUUAUAACCCAAACAAAUACCAGCACCAUAUUAAUCAGAAACAGGUAUCACAGCAGGACUAUAGUUCAAACUUAACUGAAAAUAUUCCUGAGCAAAUAGGUCAUCCAGUAGGUAAGGGAGACGAGUUGCAAGAAAAGGUGCUAAGAGAAUACCAGGGUGUUGUACAAAAUACCCAGAGAGAUCAUCACCAACAGAGUAGCAAACAUGACAAUUGUGAGAGUGUGAACCAAGGUGAAAUGCAUUUUAGUCAACAAAAUUACAAGCAUCAUGAAAACCAACAAGGUUAUCUGCAGCAAUGUGAUCAAGCUUAUCCUGAUAGUCCAAAUCAUCACCAACCCCACCAUAAGGACUGUACCAAUGCUUACUACAGUCCUCCUCCAGAAUAUGGCCGUGGCUCAUAUGGUCGUCGGCCUCGAAGAGGAAGAGGUAAAAGUGAAUACUACCAGCAGCAGCAGCAUCAUCAGCAGCAGCAUCAUCAUCGUAACCAAAAUUCACAAGGAUUCUCUCAGUCAAGAUUGCUUACAUGUGGUUGCUGUAAUGAGAAAUACGAUCUUGAUUUCAAGCACCCAAGAGUUCUGUACUGCCACCAUACUUUCUGCACAGAAUGUAUAGCUUACAUGUAUCAUAUGGGAACAGUUUACUGCUAUACUUGUAAUAAACGUACUUGGAGAGUGACUGCUCCAAACAAUCUUCCAAUUAACCAAACUCUUUUUGGAUUAAUGAAAGAAGGAAUUUGUAAGCCUACUGUCACAGUUGGUGAAAGUGAUCAACCUGUAAAUCAGUCUUAUAUCACUAAGGAGGAUCCAAUAAGGGGAGAACAGCUUUGUAAACCACCAAAACAGAGAGGAAAAUCUAUUAAGACAGCACAAAGUGACCAAGUUGAUUCUAGAAGAGAAAAUCUAGCCUCAUCAUCAAGUGAGUUACCCCAUGAUGGUAGGUGUGUAGAAUAUGGAAUACGCAUAAUUGCACACUGCACAACAUGUCAACAGUGGGUAUGUGAAAGUUGUCAGAAAGUUGAUCAUAAUAAAAAAGGCUGUGUUCUGAGGCCAAUAAAAAUUGCACUUGCAGAAAUGAAACAGAACAGUGUAAAAAAGGCACAUUCAACUUGUGAUUUCCUCAGCAAGUCUGUGAAGGAUCUCCAAAUAUACAGUGAUCACUUAAAUGUGCUCCUUUUGUCUAUGCGUGCUGCUUUUCAGUGUUUCGAGAAAGAGUAUGACAGUACAAAGAAGGCUUUACAGGAGGGUACACAGAAUGAAAAGCAUCUUAAAGAUGUUGAAUUAAAACUCUCAUCAUUAACCAACCUUCCGAAUGCAAUAGCAGGUUUACAAGGUCUUGACAAUGAGUGUGAUGUAGCUCAACGGUGGAUGUCGAGCACUCUGUCUAGAACCAUCAGUACUGGUGCAGUAAAAGGUGCAGCCAAGGAUCUCUUAAGCAUUACACUUCAGACCCUUAGGACAUCCACAACAGAUAAUGGCCAAGUGAAGCAAUUGGUGGCAUGUCAAGAAAAAUCAUCUGGCAAGAAAUUUUCACACCUGACAGUCAAUGGUGGCCGAAUUUUUCUACACUGUCUCACUGGCACCUUAACACUCAAGGAAGCUCGCCAGUUGCCGUUGGAGUGCUUCAAGUCCUACCUGGAUGGUGCUGCAUCUCUGACUUUCUUCGACCUGUCUUGGGAUGGUGCUUGUCAAGGUCAAGUUUACAUACGCUUGACUGGUGAUACAGUCAGAGGGCGCCAGUUUCUAGACUUGUGUACUGGCGAGAAAGGAGUUUCUUUCCAGAAAACUCCCUUCCAUCGUAUUUGGUGGAAGGGUCACCCAGGUGAACACAUAUGGGGUGGUGAUUAUGAACAAGGAGAUGGUAGUGGAGGUGCAUCAGUCUCAAAUAACAGUGAUAUUGAUAAAGCAGGUAUAUUAGGUCGAGCUGUCCCUAUCACAGCUGGUUUGGUUGCAGGGCGAUAUGAAAAGAAAAAUGUUAGUUCCAUCUUUCGGAUCUACACCAGAGAGGCCAAGGGUGUUAUUGAGGAAGCUGCUUUUGGUCAAGUGGAAUUUGGGCUUGAUGUAAUACAGAGAGCUAUCAACCAGAAGAACAUUAAAGAUGUGAUUAUUUCUGACUGCGGGGUGGUCUUGGAGUAGUAAGAACUAUGGUAAAUGUUAUGCUGGUGAACUGUUCCUUUCUCUAUUACUGCACAGUACUUGGAAAGGGGUUCUGGGUAACAUUUGCUUAUUUCAUGUUAAUUGUUUUUAUUUAAAGAUAUGCUUCACAUUUUAAAUA
This is a messenger RNA of Homarus americanus (American lobster), 4579 nucleotides long. RefSeq lists its product as uncharacterized. The annotation marks the transcript as partial. The transcript has 5 exons. The record is from RefSeq and is a predicted model, not a curated record. Gene Ontology annotation, biological process: protein peptidyl-prolyl isomerization. NCBI's taxonomy places the organism in Eukaryota, Metazoa, Arthropoda, Malacostraca, Decapoda, Nephropidae. Gene Ontology annotation, molecular function: peptidyl-prolyl cis-trans isomerase activity.